AAGCCAUCCCUUCUUCCCGGAGAGAGACACCCCCCUCCAAAACUUUCCCCAAUCCAAUCUCCCAAUCCAAUCUUCCCUCUCCUCUCCUGGAACCCUAAGCCUCCUCAGGUACAUGACCCACCCUUCCUCGUCCUCCUCCUCCGCCCCGGCGGCCGCGCCGGAUGACCCGACCUCCCUUGCCCCGGGCUUCCGCUUCCACCCAACAGACGAGGAGCUCGUCUCCUACUACCUCAAGCGCAAGGUGCUCGGUCGCCCGCUCAAGGUCGACGCCAUCGCUGAGGUAGACCUCUACAAGGUCGAGCCAUGGGACCUCCCGGCAAGGUCGCGCCUCCGCAGCCGCGAUUCCCAGUGGUACUUCUUCAGCCGCCUCGACCGCAAGCACGCCAACCGCGCGCGCACCAACCGCGCCACUGCAGGAGGCUACUGGAAGACCACCGGCAAGGACAGGGAGGUCCGCCAUGGAGCUAGGGUUGUCGGGAUGAAGAAGACGCUCGUCUUCCACGCUGGCCGCGCGCCCAAGGGCGAGCGCACCAACUGGGUCAUGCACGAGUAUCGCCUUGAGGGCGAUGGCGCAGCCGGGAUCCCACAGGAUUCAUUUGUAGUGUGCCGAAUCUUCCAGAAGGCUGGGCCUGGUCCUCAAAACGGGGCACAGUAUGGAGCUCCCUUCGUCGAGGAGGAGUGGGAGGCGGAUGAGGAUGAUGAUUUUGGUCCUAUGCCAGUGCAGAGGGACGUUUUUGGUGAGCAUGAGGCUCCUGGUGCUAUGGAGAAAGGAUAUCUUCAGAUGAAUGAUCUCAUUCAGGACUUGGCUGGUCAAAAUGAGAAUGGCAGUGUUGUUUUGCCAGUUUCUGACACUUCAAACACCAGCAGCCAUUCUGAAGACGUAGAAGGAAAUUCAGGGGACAUUUUGAAUGACCCAAGUCUUGGUUCUAAUUUUCUUCAGUAUAUUCAUCCUGGAGAACAAAAUAGCCCAAUGCUUAAUGAAAAUAUGUUAUCUAAUGCCAAUGUUGGAGAUUUUCUUAAUAGUUCUAGCCCCAAUGAUGAAUUCCUAGAGCUGAAGGAUUUGGAGUUACCUCUAGGCAAUGAUUCCACUAUCUGGCCUUCUGAUGGUUGGGCCUGGAAAACAGCUUUCCCCUUGGAUGCUGUAAACGGGGCCAACAAUGAGGUUCCUCUGAUCACUGGUGAUCAGCCUUUCCAGCCAGAUGAGUUGGCCCAGUUGUUGCAGACACUACAAGAUGACUCCUCCCAGUUGGGCUCAACUAUGACCGAUCUCCCACACUCUUCUAUUACAAAUUCAGUCAAGCCAGAAGAUGAUUCUCUUAUGUAUUUUGAUGCGCCCUUUGAUAACUCAAUGUUCAGUGAUGGAUUUAGACAGACGAAUGGAUUUCUUGGCUCCCCAGCAACCAUUCUAUCUGGUAUCGAGACACUGGAUGAUGGUAUUCCAUACUAUGAUGCAAUGGACGAUAACUUAUUUAAUGAUAUGAUGUGCUCUGUACAGCAGUCGGCUGGGAGCAGCUCCCAUGUCUUUAAUGGGCCAGUUCUUACUCAAGAGGUCAACAAUCCCAACUAUACAUAUAGUCCAACUCAAAAGGUUGUAGAACCUAAUUUUGUAGCUGGGGCCCCGUCGUCCGCUAGGUUAUCUGAAGCUGGUGGCCAGUUAAAUUGUGUUGUUUUACCAGAUUCUCAGGCUAAGAAUGGCUCCAUGGGAAAGCGUUUUGUAAAGAUGCUGGAUUCAAUCUCGGCUCCCCCUGCUUUUGCAGCAGAGUUCCCAGGCAAAUCCUUGUCUGGUGUGCACCCUAACACCAUCAGCGUGUCUACCGAAGUAAUCAGCAUAGGAAGCUUAACUGUUGCUUCUCGACAAGGCAAGUGGUCGUUCCAGAAGGAUGAAGACAUGGAGCUUCUCUUCUCCACAGGUUUCCAGCCUGAUAACCGCAUACACUGUGGUGGCUGCAACACAGUGACUGCGGUGCUGCGCGGCGGCUUCUGUCUCUUUUUCCUGUCAGCAAUAAUGCUCCUGUUCAUCGCUAAGGUCGAUAGGGUUGGGCGGUCCAACCUUAGCGAUGAGCUGAUGCUCUUCGGGGCAUCUCUUGCGGCUUUCUCUCGCAUGCUCUCGGUGGCAAGGGCGAUCAUAGCGUCCUCUCAAUAUUUCUCUGUUUCUCUGCUCGAUUUGAUGGACCCGAUUACGGAAACCUGGGAUGUUGAGCUCGUGAAAGAACUGUUCUGUGAAGAAGAUGCAAAAGAGAUGCCUGCUAUCGCUGUUGAUAGUGGCAUGGACGAUCUGGUAGCGUGGCAUUUUGACACCAAAGGCUUAUUCUCUGUGAAAUCUGCAUAUCACUUGGGAACGAGGUUGCGAGAUGCAAGCAAGGACACGGAUGCAAGCUCUUCUACCGUAGUGCCGCAGGCCUCACAAAGAUGGAAAAGAUUUUGGAGUCUGAGCUUGCCUCCUAACAUUCGUAUGUUCCUAUGGCGUCUGUCACACAAGUCGUUGCUUUUGCGAAUGAAUAUCAAGAGGAAACAUGUUGACCUGGAUACUAGAUGUCCGAUGUGCUUGCGCCUGGAUGAGGAUGGGGGACAUCUGUUCUUGAAGUGUAAGUUGGUAAAGCAAGUCUGGAGGGAAUUGCAGCUUGAGGAUGUCAGGCUCGUAUUGCUGGAAUGUGUAAAUCCUGAUGCUAUUUUUGAUCACUCGGGGUCGCUGAAACCUGAAAAGCGUGACCUGAUGCUUGUAUUUCUCUGGGAGUGGUGGAAGGUUCGGAAUAAGGCUAAUCAGGGAGAAAAGAUUAAGCCGGCUGCUGGAGUGGCGUAUUAUGUUAGGAAACUGUUGACGGAUUUCUAUGUUGAGGAAGGAAGUAUUCAGGCACAUACAUUGCCAGCUAUAGUUCAAGUUUGCAGAAAACCGAAGGGAAGUCAGGAGGGAAGAGGUGCUUGGGGCUGUGUGGUGGGUUUGGGACAAGGGGAGUUCAUUGCGGCGUGUGCAGGAAAGCUGGACUACCUUGUCUCAUCCCUCCAGGCUGAAGCUACGUCGUGCAACAAGGCCAUUGAAGCCGCGGGCGAGAUGGGGCUUCAUCAAGUGAUUUUUGAAUCCGACUCUUUACAACUGGUUAAUGCUAUCAAUUCUGGAGACUAUAAUCUUUCGUCCAUUGGUGUUCUGUCGCGGGAAGCAAGGUCCUUGGAUGCUUUUGAAUUUAAUUUCUGCAAACGUUCUUGUAACUGUUAA
Messenger RNA from Triticum aestivum (bread wheat), 3211 nucleotides. RefSeq names its product NAC domain-containing protein 78. The transcript has 9 exons. Gene Ontology annotation, biological process: regulation of DNA-templated transcription. NCBI's taxonomy places the organism in Eukaryota, Viridiplantae, Streptophyta, Magnoliopsida, Poales, Poaceae. Bases 113 to 3211 code for a protein of 1032 amino acids. Gene Ontology annotation, molecular function: DNA binding; RNA-DNA hybrid ribonuclease activity. The record is from RefSeq and is a predicted model, not a curated record.